GGGGAUGGUAUAUAAAUAAACCAGAGAAGAAAAAGAAUAUCAAUUAAUAAAAAAUAAAAACAAAUUUCCUUUUCUCUCUGCUUCUUCUCCGGAGAAAAUCUUUAUUCUAGGGCUUUAGGAAAUGACGCGACGGAGCAUCGAUGAUUUGGAACUGAGCUCCGACGAGGAGGUAUGGUCCAAACACUCGUUCAAAUUCUCGCGAGUCAUCAAUUCAGAUGAUGCGACGUCGUCGAAGCCACGGCCAAGGGCGGCGCCUCCUCCGAUUGAAUCGUUCGCCUAUUCUAAUAAUUCGGGAAAUAAUUUGAGUAGCUGUGAUUUGAUUGAGAUAGUGGAGUCUUCUUCUGAAGAAAAUGGUUGUGAGAAUUUGGAGGAUGAUGACGUGGACCUUGAGGUGAGUAACAGAAGUAGGAAAAGUGUGAAAACUUCAACCAGCAGUCGCGGCCGUCGAUUUGUGAUCGAUGAUGAUGAAGAAGAAGAAGAGGAGGAAAAAAUUGUUAGUAAUAGUAAGGAAAAUGAUGAAUUGAGUGAUUCUUUUGAGGAGGAGGAGGAGGAGGAAAAUGACGUCAUCAAGAAAGCGUUGCAGAAGUGUGGGAAGAUUUCAGCUGAGCUGAGAAGAGAGUUGUACGGUACAACCGCUGCUGCCUGUGAUACUUUCUCUGAAAUUGAGGAGAAUUCUUCACUUAGAAUCGUCACUCAGGAUGACGUGGAGGAGGCGUGUGGUGGCGCAGACUCCGAAUUUCAGCCAGUGCUAAAACCUUACCAAUUGGUUGGGGUCAAUUUUCUUCUUCUUUUGUAUAGAAAGAAAAUUGGGGGAGCUAUUUUGGCAGAUGAGAUGGGUCUUGGUAAGACCAUUCAGGCUAUUACAUAUUUAACAUUGCUGAAGCACCUGGAAGGUGAUUCUGGUCCUCACCUAAUUGUUUGUCCUGCUUCGGUUCUUGAGAACUGGGAAAGAGAGCUUAAAAAAUGGUGUCCAUCCUUUAAUGUGCUCCAGUAUCAUGGUGCAGCUCGGUCAGCUUAUUCAAAGGAAUUGAGCUAUGUUUCAAAGGCGGGAUUGCCUCCUCCUUUUAAUGUUAUUCUUGUGUGUUACUCCAUUUUUGAACGACACAGUGCACAGCAGAAAGAUGAUCGCAAAAUUUUGAAACAUUGGUGCUGGAGUUGUGUGCUAAUGGAUGAAGCUCAUGCACUGAAGGACAAAAAUAGCUUUAGAUGGAAAAAUUUGAUGUCUGUUGCACGGAAAGCAAAGCAGCGUUUGAUGCUUACUGGGACACCACUACAAAAUGACCUGCAUGAGUUAUGGUCAAUGUUGGAGUUCAUGAUGCCUGAUCUCUUUGCUACUGGAGAUGUUGAUCUGAGGAAGCUUCUGAAUGCAGAAGAUAGAGACUUGAUUGCUCAAAUAAAGUCUAUCUUGGGUCCAUUUAUAUUGAGAAGAUUAAAAUCUGAUGUAAUGCAGCAGCUAGUCCCAAAGACCCAAAAGGUUGAGUAUGUGAAGAUGGAAAAUCUACAAGCAGACGCUUACAGAGAAGCAAUUGACAAUUAUCGGGCAAUUUCUCAAGCUCGUAUUUCAAAGUUAGCAAAAAUCGAUUUAAAUAGUGUUGCUAGAAUUUUGCCUCGAAGACAAAUUUCAAACUAUUUUCUUGAAUUUCGUAAGAUUGCAAAUCAUCCACUAUUGGUGAGGCGCAUUUACACAGAUGAUGAUGUUGUUCGGUUUGCUAAAGCUUUGCAUCCAAAAGGUGUAUUUGGCUUUGAAUGUACCUUGGACCGAGUGAUUGAGGAGCUUAAGAAUUACAGUGACUUCUCAAUUCAUCAGCUUUUGCUCUAUCAUGGAGAUGCAGAUGGCAAGGGAGUUCUCUCAGAUGAGCAUGUAAUGGCCUCUGCAAAGUGUCAGGCAUUAGCCGAACUCCUCCCCAUUCUACAGCAUGAAGGGCAUCGUGUUCUUAUUUUUAGCCAAUGGACGUCGAUGCUUGAUAUUUUGGAGUGGACCUUGGAUGUUAUUGGGGUCACGUACAGGCGUCUUGAUGGAAGCACUCAGGUGACAGAAAGGCAAACAAUAGUUGAUACCUUCAAUAAGGACUCUUCUAUAUUUGUGUGCUUGCUUUCAACACGAGCAGGCGGACAGGGUUUAAACUUGACUGGAGCUGACACUGUCAUAAUACAUGACAUGGAUUUUAAUCCACAGAUAGAUCGACAAGCUGAAGAUCGUUGUCAUCGCAUUGGACAAACAAAACCGGUUACAGUAUAUAGGUUAGUGACAAAGGAUACUGUUGAUGAAAAUGUGUUUGAGAUUGCAAAUCGGAAGUUAACGCUAGAUGCUGCCGUAUUACAGUCUGGGGUAGAAGUUGAGGAUGAAGGUAUGGUGCCCGAUAAGACAAUGGGAGAGAUUUUAUCAUCCCUGUUGCUUGGCUAAAAUCACAAUCUGGUAUUAGGACUCAAGUACAGUUUCUCCCUUAUCCUCCUCUCCGCCUCGUAUUUUCCCUUUUUUGUGGUGACUUUCUAACUUGUCCUGAGAGGUUAGGAAGGGAUUGCAAGUUGAGAAAGAACAUUGUACGGAGACUUGCAUAAGCUGCAUUGUUGUAACUUAUAGCAGCAAAAUUUUGUUUAUAGUAAUAGAUGAUGCAUAUGGCAGGCAGGCUCCAUCCAUCUUUCCUUUGGUGAGUAAAAAUCGAAAAAUGGGUACACAGUGAAAAUGUGGAUUUAA
This is a messenger RNA of Coffea eugenioides, 2695 nucleotides long. RefSeq names its product protein CHROMATIN REMODELING 19. Lineage: Eukaryota; Viridiplantae; Streptophyta; Magnoliopsida; Gentianales; Rubiaceae. The transcript is spliced from 12 exons. Gene Ontology annotation, cellular component: nucleus. Bases 122 to 2404 code for a protein of 760 amino acids. Gene Ontology annotation, molecular function: ATP binding; DNA binding; ATP-dependent chromatin remodeler activity. The record is from RefSeq and is a predicted model, not a curated record.